AAGCUGUCUGCUGGUGAAACAUUAACAUCCUCUUCAUAAAACAAUGGGCCAUGCUUCAUGCUUAAACACUAGGAUACAGAGAGGAUACUGGAGAUCAUGUAACAGGCUUAAGAGACUGCAAAAAAUCAUGGGUGGACAGACAGUCUGGACAACUCUGAGCUUCAAGCUUCUGCUCUACCACUGUAUGAUUUCUGUGAUGAUACCAGCCAUCCUCGUACUGGCAACACAUGUCCAGGUCAACAAAAAAGAGAGCACACAAGUCAAAUCUACACAGGAACACUUAGAGGAAGCUUUUGAAGAGCAGGGCUACUACUUGCAACGCCUAUUCCUUCAGUAUGGGGACAAUGGGACUUUGACCUAUGAGGGUCUGCAGAAAUUGCUUGGCAGUUUAGGUCUCGGGGAGGUCAGUGUCCUGGAGAUCCAACAUGGUGGAGUGAAGCAUUCUUCUCAACCCCAAUCCCAUUCCCACUCACAUGAAGACCAUCAUCAUCCUCAAAGGACCACAAACUCACCUCCACUAAAAGAAAGUCCUAGACCUCACAUUAAUUCAGUGAUCAGAGGAUCUCCUCCAGAAUGGGGUCAGUCAGACUAUUUUCCACACCCUGGUCUAAGACACAAACUGGAAGAAAAUGUGUCACCGCUGUCAGACCAUCCGACAGAGAAACAUCUUCAUGGGAAUUGUCUAAAUGUUACCCAGCUCCUGUGGAACUUCGGGCUGGGCCAAGCGUCCCAUAUCACUCCUGCCCAUUUCACCUUCCUGUGCCCUGCCCUCCUGUUCCAGAUUGACAGUGGAGUCUGUCUGCGGCACACAGAGGUGCAGUCACAGGGAAGCAAAACCAGUGAGAGUUUCCUGAGAGCACUAGGAUGGGCCUCCUUGGCACACUUUGCUAUCAGUUUGCCUUCCCUGGUUGCCCUGGGACUGGCACCCCUGCUUCAACCUUCCAUCCUUCAUAUAUUCCUGUGCCCGAUGGUUGGCAUGGCAGUGGGCACAUUAUGUGGAGAUGCCCUCCUGCACCUCCUGCCCCAUGCCAUCUUCAGUCAACACAUUGAACAUCAGGAUGCUGUUUUCAAGGGUCUGAGCGUGUUGGGAGGACUUUACCUUCUAUUUGCCUUUGAGAGCCUUCUGGGACUUAAACAACAUUUCAAGAAUUUAAAGAAAAGGAAACAUGAUGCAGAGUCUGGAAGGGAGCUGGACACACUGCAGGGUACCUCAACAGCCAAUCAGAAUGAGAGUUCAGGGCAUGGCCAUUCUCAUGGGCAGCCUGGACCAGGGAAGAUGGGCAUCAGAAGCAUGGCAUGGAUGGUGGUCAUGGGAGAUGGGAUACAUAACCUCACAGAUGGACUAGCCAUUGGUGUUGCAUUUUCUCAGAGUCUGACAGGUGGCCUCAGCACUACGAUCGCUGUGUUCUGUCAUGAGCUUCCUCAUGAGUUAGGCGAUUUGGCGGUGCUGUUGGCUGCAGGCUGGCCUGUACGCAGACUGGCUGUGUUUAGCGCCAUCUCUGCUUUGCUGGGCUUUGUUGGCGUUUUAACAGGAACUGCACUGGGAAACCAGUGGGCGACACACUCACCUUGGAUUCUCACCAUCACCGCUGGGGUCUUCCUUUAUGUUGCUCUUGCUGACAUGAUGCCCGAAAUGCUCCAUGGAGAUGCUGGAUCUCUGAGCCCUCUGAAGCGCUUCCUCCUGCAGAGUCUGGGCCUGCUGAUAGGGGGCGCAAUCAUGCUUUGCAUCGCCCUCUUUGAGGACCAUAUUGCUGUUAGCUUGGGAGAAGUCUAAGGAUAUGAAGACUAUCCAAAUGAGAUCCUCAGGAUGUCACGCCAGAAUUUCCAUCCAAGCAGCAGUAUUAUGUAUAUACCUCUUCACAUAAUGAACUACUGUGCAUUGAAUGGAUUGCUAUAAGAAGAGAUACAGUGGAAUGAACUCGUAUAUACACAUCCUUGGGCAACUACUUCUCAACCUAAGCUGAAUUUCUGAA
Sinocyclocheilus grahami is the source of this 1973-nucleotide messenger RNA. It is a transcript of the gene slc39a5, whose product is annotated as solute carrier family 39 member 5. Gene Ontology annotation, molecular function: monoatomic cation:bicarbonate symporter activity; zinc ion transmembrane transporter activity. NCBI's taxonomy places the organism in Eukaryota, Metazoa, Chordata, Actinopteri, Cypriniformes, Cyprinidae. Gene Ontology annotation, cellular component: plasma membrane. Gene Ontology annotation, biological process: intracellular monoatomic cation homeostasis; zinc ion import across plasma membrane. The coding region runs from base 44 to 1774 and encodes 576 amino acids. The transcript is spliced from 12 exons. The record is from RefSeq and is a predicted model, not a curated record.